UGACAGGCCUAUCUGCUGCCAAUAUGAACAUCCGCCGUGCUCUGCCCGAUGAUCUGAUGAACAUGCAGCACUGCAACCUGCUGUGCCUGCCCGAGAACUACCAGAUGAAGUACUACUUCUACCACGGCCUCUCUUGGCCCCAGCUCUCCUACAUUGCUGAGGCUGAGGCCGAGGAUGGCAAGAUCGUGGGCUAUGUCCUGCCCAAGAUGGAGGAGGAUCCCGAUGAUGUCCCUCAUGGACACAUCACCUCACUGGCUGUGAAACGUUCCCACCGGCGCCUCGGCCUGGCCCAGAAGCUGAUGGACCAGGCCUCACGGGCCAUGAUCGAGAACUUCAGCGCCAAGUAUGUAUCCCUGCAUGUGAGGAAGAGCAACAGGGCGGCCCUGCACCUUUAUUCCAACACCCUGAACUUCCAGGUUAGUGAGGUGGAGCCCAAGUACUAUGCAGAUGGAGAAGAUGCGUACGCCAUGAAACGAGAUCUCUCCCAGAUGGCAGAGGAGCUGAGACGGCAGCUGGUGCUGAAGAAGGGCAGAUACGUGGUUCUGGGUUCCAAGGAGAAUCAGGGCAGCCCACUUCCUGGUUCUGAAGAGGCCUGUCAGCAGAACCUGGCUGGAGAUGACAGUGGCAGUGACAGCAAAGACAGCGCUGAUGUUCAAGACAGCUUGCAAGACUUGGAUUCCACCUCCUAG
Molecule: messenger RNA, 689 nt
Organism: Microtus ochrogaster (prairie vole)
Lineage: Eukaryota; Metazoa; Chordata; Mammalia; Rodentia; Cricetidae
Product: N-alpha-acetyltransferase 11-like
Exons: 1
Coding region: 24-689 (221 amino acids)
Source: RefSeq, a predicted model, not a curated record